GAUGAUGUGCCUGGACAGCAAAAUCCAAAUGGAGGUGGAACUGGCUCAGAAGAUGGCGGCUCCACAAAGGAGUUUGAAUGGACACGUCAAGCCGUUGGUUGAAGCCGUGGCUUUUGGGGAGCUGAAGCUUCUGGAGGGGCUUUGUGAGAUGGGCCAGAGUCCAAAAGCCGAGCAGAAACGCCACCUGAAUGGAGCUGUGGCACACAAACAGUGCGCCCUGUACUCUGAGGAAAUUAGCCCCGUCCCCAAGCAAGAUGGACUGCACUCUUAUGCACCAAGGAAAUCAGGAUACCAACUCUUCAACAUGGAGUCCAAAGACAGUGAAUUCAAUGACGAGUCUCCCUUACUGAAGGUCAUUUCUCAAGGGAAUGGGAAAAACUACUUGACACUUGGUGAAAGGGAUUACCUGGCUCCCGAUGAGUCGUGGGAAUGCAGCUCAAGUGAACUGGAAGGCAGGGGCCGACUGGGAAGUGAGGUGGGUUGGCUCUCGGCAUCUAACUCCUCUGAGAAGUGUGACAUCCUGGACAGUCUUCAUCUGAACUUCAAACUUCCCAACCCACUGAGAUAUAUGUUAAGAGUUCUGAAGAUUUCCAGCCUCUUCAUCUUCGUAGUCAUUUGCUCAGUUUUAUUUAGCGCUCAUCCAGAUCAUGAGAUCCCUCGACGGAUGGUCGCUGUUUCGCCAUUUGAAAGCACUUUAUUAAAUCUCUCAAACUUUGGCGACCCUGUUCUUCUCAAGUUGGAAUUGGCAGGACCAUUUGCAGAAGGCCAGGUUCAUAGGAAUACAGAGGAGUACAUCAAUGUCCGAAUCGAGCAAGUUGUCGAGGGGGGUGAAAGAAGAAGACGUCGCCAGCAGGACCUGUCGGUUCACAAUUGGUCCAUUCCAUUAAAUCCACAAAGAAAUCAACUCAUCAAGACAAAAAUCUUUGAACUGGCCAGCAGCAGUGAGAUUGGCAUCAAUAUACAGACCUUCCUAAAGAACAAUGAAGUGGUCCCGCUAACUAUCAGUUACCAAUACCUCUACGCAAGUGUUGAGACUCAAGUUGUCAUUGCAGCUGUCAUUUUGGCCGGAGUUUACAUCCUUAUUAUAUUUGAGAUUGUUCACAGAUCAUUGGCCGCCAUGUUGGGUUCUCUGGCAGCUUUAGCCGCCCUUGCUGUCAUUGGCGAUAGGCCAAGCAUGGUCACAGUUGUGGAGUGGAUUGACUACAAAACGCUGACAUUAUUAUUUGGAAUGAUGAUUUUGGUGGCAAUAUUUUCGGAAACUGGCUUUUUCGAUUACUGUGCUGUUAAGGCUUACCAGCUGUCGAGAGGAAGAAUCUGGCCCAUGAUCAUCAUUCUGUGUCUCAUUGCUGCCAUUCUUUCAGCCUUCCUGGACAAUGUCACCACGAUGCUUAUCUUCACGCCAGUAACCAUACGACUGUGUGAGGUGCUCAAUCUGGACCCCAGGCACGUCCUGAUCGCGGAAGUUGUCUUCACCAACAUUGGCGGAGCGGCCACAGCCGUAGGAGAUCCUCCAAAUGUCAUCAUCAUCUCCAAUCAAGCACUACAAAACACAUACUGA
Amblyraja radiata (thorny skate) is the source of this 1558-nucleotide messenger RNA. RefSeq names its product P protein. The coding region runs from base 2 to 1558 and encodes 518 amino acids. The record is from RefSeq and is a predicted model, not a curated record. Lineage: Eukaryota; Metazoa; Chordata; Chondrichthyes; Rajiformes; Rajidae. Gene Ontology annotation, cellular component: melanosome membrane. The transcript is spliced from 14 exons. Gene Ontology annotation, biological process: melanin biosynthetic process; melanocyte differentiation; transmembrane transport.